Molecule: messenger RNA, 870 nt
Organism: Candidozyma duobushaemuli
Lineage: Eukaryota; Fungi; Ascomycota; Pichiomycetes; Serinales; Metschnikowiaceae
Gene: PGA34
Product: Pga34p
Exons: 1
Coding region: 1-870 (289 amino acids)
Source: RefSeq, a predicted model, not a curated record
AUGGUCGCUUUUAACCCAGUCGUUCUUUUGGCCAUCGCCGCCUCUGCUGCGGCAGCAGGUCCAACCAUUUCCACCUCCACCAUCACCGUCACCACCACCGUUUUGGACCCAUGGGAGUCCUCCUCGCUCAUUUCCGCCUCCAAGGCCUCCGUCGCCUCCGAAGCCUCUGUUGCCCUGGAGCUUUCCGUGUCUUCUGAGGCUUCUGCUGCUUCCAAGGCUUCUGCUGCUUCUGAGGCCUCGGUUGCUUCUGAGGCCUCGGUUGCUUCUGAAGCUUCUGCUGCUUCUGAAGCUUCGGUUGCUUCGAAGGCUGCUGCUGUUUCUGAAGCUUCCGCUGCCUCUGAAGCUUCUGCUGCCUCUGAGGCUUCCGCUGCCUCUGAAGCUUCUGCUGCCUCUGAGGCUUCCGCUGCCUCUAAAGCUUCCGCUGCCUCUAAAGCUUCCGCUGCCUCUAAGGCUUCCGCUGCUUCUGAGGCUUCCGUGGCUUCUGUCGCUUCCGUCGAAUCGGCUGCUUCUGCCUCUGAGGCUUCUGCUUCCAAGGCUGCUGCCUUGACUGCUUACCAAGGUGUGGUUGCUGUGGCUUCCUCCAACGUCUCCAACACCACCACCUCGCCAGCCGCCGCCACUUCCGCUCCUUACGCCAACACCACCACUCCUUUGUACACAAACACCACCAACUCCACCUCCAGCUUGCACAAGACGUCGUCCAAGACCAGCGGAAGCUCCACCACUUCUGGUUCUUCCGGUUCUGGUUCUUCCGGCUCGGCCACCUCGGGCUCUGCCACCUCCUCCGGUGCUUCUUCUACAAGCAACGGGGCUGCUGCUUUGGGUGUCGGUCUCGGUAUGCUUGGUGCUGUUGCUGUGCACUUGUUGUAG